Paramuricea clavata is the source of this 2356-nucleotide messenger RNA. NCBI's taxonomy places the organism in Eukaryota, Metazoa, Cnidaria, Anthozoa, Malacalcyonacea, Plexauridae. The record is from the annotation of a GenBank genome assembly.
UAUUAAUCAAGUGAGGCUCUUCUUUCUCGCCUCUGGUUUCUUUCCGCCUCGCAGAGCCUCUGGAACCAGGGUAAGAGUCGCUUUAAAAAGAAACAGCAGCCAGAAUAUGUGUUACAAAAUAUUUGUCGUUUUGGCAAUAGUGUUGACCUUCUCAACCAUGGGUAAGGAAAUAAUUUAUUACAGUCAGAAUACAAGAACACUUCCGCUUCUGUAACUUGUUUUGUAUUUCUGUAAAAUGUUCUAUUUUUUUUGUAGCGAUUUAUACCGCUUUAUCGGCAAAUAUGGCGCGGUAGGGUCCUGUAGAAUUUUGCUUUCCUUCCUUUAUAUACGUUGAUUUGUAGCAAUGGAUACACCUUUGCAUAAAAGUCGCGAAACGUAGAUCUUAUAGCGAUAUUUGCUGAUAAAUCGGUUUUAAACCGCCGCUCAUAGACAUAGUGUGUUGAUCAGUCAUACUAUACAAAUUUAAAAUUACCGACUACAAUCAUUUGAUGUACUAAAAUCAAAAUCUCUAUUUCUUUUAUGGAAAGAAUCUAACGAAAGGUAUACAGUAUAUCCUUUGCUACAAAUUGACGUAUGUAAAGGAAAGAAAGGGAAAUUCUACCGCGAUAUUUGCCGAAAAGGCGGUAAUCGCUACAGAAAAGUAGAACAAAUUACAGAAAUACAAAACAAGUUACAGGAGUGGGAUGGUUCUUGUAUUUUGACUGUAUUAACCCACGAUAUGUAUAAAUAGCAUGCCGUAUUGUAUUUUGAAUUCAGCGCCGUAAUUCGUAUCUUAAUGUACGUUAUUUAUUUAAAAUAACAACAAAAUUUGUGGAUGUUGCGUCAUUCAGUAAUUGCAUAUUAAUAACAUAUUUAUCAUCGUAGGGUGUGCCCUGAAAUGCUACGCGUGUUUUUACAGUUCGAACCUACCGGUACCGACAUCUCUACAAUACUGUAACAAUAUUACAGUUGAUUGUCCAACUACAUACUGUUAUUCUGUUUCUUAUACCACGAGUAAAGGCAUAUCUGCUGUUCGACGAGGCUGUGACAACAUUCCCAACGAAAAAUAUUGUCCAAAUAGUGGCGAAGCAUGCCAAAGGCAAAGAAACAGUGGUCAAUUUAAUAUCACAUCAUGCUCUGAGACCUGCUGUACCACCGAUCUUUGCACCAGUGCCACAGUGCGUGUCAUGGCCGCGAAAUUUAUUCUCUGUUUGAUGAUCAUUGUGGGAUAUUUCUUAGCUUAAAUUUUUAAGACGCCGUUUAAACUAGAGCGAAAGAUUCCGUAUUCAUGACAAAACCGAAACGUUUUGGCAUCGGAUUCAUACAUGCGUUUACACAUACAGCGACGAAUCCGGUGGAAAAUCAUCUCGGUUUGUAGGACGUAUCCGAAAACUUUGAAUCCGGGAAAAAAGUAGAAACUUUGUAUCCGGAAACAUUUGAAUCCGGAGAAAACUCGUGUAAACGGCCUUCCGUAAAGAAUCUGAAUCAAUUUGUUCCGGUGUAUGUUUUUCAAAUGUAUUGCUAUUAAAUUCAACCGCCAAACAAGGUCAAAACAUCGCAUAAUAUCACUGAGAGGGUUAAAAUUAUUUACGUUAUAUUGACCGGCACCGCUGUGUCGGGCUGUGUACGCGUAGUGUAAACUUAGCCUCGCGGAUCCAUAUAUACUUGAAAAACAAGGAAUCCGGAUACUUUUACAAAUCCGGAAACUUUUGCUCUAGUGUAAACGUAGUCUAUUAAAGAAUAUAUAUAAGUUCUUUCUGUAUCUGGUAACAUUUAGUUUACGCUAUAUACUGCCUAUAGUGAUUCACAGCGGAGCAGCUUAUUGAAUAUUGUGAUGACAAAGAAUGAAAUAAUAGCAUUUGCCGGGUUUCUCUUGUUACAUCAUAAGCAAUAUCAUGUAAUUUUACAUAUAUUAAAUAUUAUUAUCACUAUAAGCUUUUAAGUUUAUAGUGAUAAUAAUAUUUAAUAUAUGUAAAAUUACAUGAUAUUGCUUAUGAUGUAACAAGAGAAACCCGGCUAAUGCUAUUCUUUCAUUCUUUCAUUUUUUUAAAAAAAUUGUAUAUACUUAUUCAUAUUACAUAGGCUCAAUUAACAUAGCUUACAUGCACGAGUAGGCAAAGAGUUUAAAGAUUAAGAUGUCCCACAACUGUCAAUUUGUGGUUUACUGUCUGACUCUCGGGUUAGAUAAAAUACCUGGUAAACUUUUAAAAGAUACAGAGCUGUUGUCACUCCAUUUCUUAAUCUUAUCUUCAACUUAUCCUUGGCCGAAGGAAUAUUUCCUAGUGAUUGGAAGAACGCAAGAGUAUCGCCUAUCUAUAAAUCAGGAAAUCGAGAUGAAUGCAUUCGCAGCAAUUAUAGGCCAAUAUCUAUUUUGGCU